CUAACGCCCCCUCCCCCCCCAGCGUGGGUUUCCGGCUGAUGUGGGAGCCUGAGGGCGGCGCCGCCUUCGACUGGGCGCAAGGCGACAUCCUCUUCAGCCUCCACCUCCGCCGCUUCCAUCCCGACAACGAUAGGGAGGUCGUGAUGAACGACAAGUACGACGGGAGGUGGACGCCCGACGCCACCUUCGUGUCCGCGGAGCGCUGGCCCGACGUCAAGCCCGGCCAGAAGUUCAAGGUCAUUGUGAUGAAG
This is a messenger RNA of Penaeus monodon (black tiger shrimp), 251 nucleotides long. RefSeq lists its product as uncharacterized. The record is from RefSeq and is a predicted model, not a curated record. Lineage: Eukaryota; Metazoa; Arthropoda; Malacostraca; Decapoda; Penaeidae.